Helianthus annuus (common sunflower) is the source of this 780-nucleotide messenger RNA. RefSeq lists its product as uncharacterized. Bases 1 to 780 code for a protein of 259 amino acids. The record is from RefSeq and is a predicted model, not a curated record. The transcript has a single exon. NCBI's taxonomy places the organism in Eukaryota, Viridiplantae, Streptophyta, Magnoliopsida, Asterales, Asteraceae.
AUGUACAACUUGGAAGUUAAUAAAAAUGUGCAGGUGGCUGAGAGAUUGGUGAAAGACAACGGAGCGAUAAUUAUCAAGUUUAAUUGGCAAAGAUCUCCGUCGACCGAAGAGGAACUAUACCAGCUCGAGACGUUAUCUCAUGAGCUGACGUUGGUGAACUUAAGGGAUGUAGAGGACUCGUGGACGUGGAGUCAUGACGCAUCAGGAAUCUUCUCUGUUAGCAGCCUCAGAAGACAACUGCAACGGGUAGAAAGCUUGAACGAGGCAGCCGGUUUUGUGUGGAAUAAUUGGGCCCCGAUAAAAGUUAAUUUUUUGGCUUGGAGGAUUAUUAUAGGGCGGGUUCCGUGCAUGGCUGCACUGCGGCGGAGACACGUAACGCUUGAUUCAUACAUUUGUAAGUUUUGCGACGAUCAAGAGGAGUCCGUGGAGCACCUAUUCGUAGGAUGUCAAUUCGCGCUGGCUGUGUGGGACUUCAUUGCGGAAUGGUGUAGAUGCCCACGUAUGUUUGCUUUCGGCAUUAAGGAUGUCAUGUAUUAUCAUCUCAAUACCCGUGGUACUCACAAAUGGAAGAAGAUGAUACACCUAAUUAUCCUUGUAGCCUUUUGGGGAAUAUGGAGAUGCAGGAAUGAAUUGAUAUUCAAGAAUAAAGAGCCAAACCUGGACGGUGUGAAGCAAGAUAUCCGAAAUUCGAGCUACUUAUGGUUCAAAAAUCGUGCUAAAAGGCAAGAGGUGACAUGGCUUCAAUGGUGCAAUAUGGAGGUUUCAGCUAUGAGAUUGUAA